AUAGUUUAAGUAUUUCAUCCUGAUAGCAUAACAAACAUGAUAUUCCUUUUCUCAACAUACUUUGGUAUUACUGUCCAGAGCUUCAAAUCAUGAAAGCAGAAUUGAUUUUCAUUCCUUUGCCUGCAAUAGGUCACUUGGUGUCAAUGGUACAGUUUGCAAAGCUGCUUGUAAGUUGCAGUGAGGAGUUCUCAAUCAAUUUGCUCCUUUUCAAAUUGCCAUUUGAUGCCAAAUUUAAUUCGUACAUCCAAUCACUUUAUACACAAACAACUAGAGACAUACAAUUCAUACAACUCCCAGAUCCCCAGUUGUCCUCACAACCGGAUGACCCUCUUGCCAUACAAUCUGCAUUGAUCGAUAGCAAUAAGCCCCAUGUCAGAGAUUUUGUUGCUCACCUAAAACAUUCUGGAUCUUCCAAACUUGUAGGGCUUGUCGUGGAUUUGAUGUGCACAAGCAUGAUCGAUAUAGCUAAGGAGUUUGAGAUCCAUGCCUAUGUUUUCUACCCUUGUGCAGCUGCAAUUCUUGGCCUCAGUAUCCUUGUCCAGGGUCUCGUGGAUGACAACCAAGAUACAUCUAAGUACAAAGAUUCUGACCAUGAGCUAUCAGUAUCAACUUAUAUCAAUCCUGUCCCUGCUAAACUAAUCCCUGAAUCAAUAUUUGACGAGGAAGGCAUAAAUCUGAAAAUUGCCAAAAGAGUGAUUGCAGAGACAAAAGGAAUCAUGGUUAAUACUUUUCUUGAACUAGAGUUGUAUGCAAUAAAGGCCCUCACCAGCAAUCCAAAAAUACCGCCGAUUUAUCAGGUAGGACCUUUGAUAAAUGAUGCUGGUAUUAGUAGCAACCAAGAAGAGAUUGAACCCAUAAUCAGAUGGCUUGAUGAUCAGCCUACUUCCUCUGUAAUUUUCUUUUGCUUUGGUAGCUUUGGAUCUUUUGACAGUGACCAAGUUAAGGAGAUUGCUUGUGCAAUCGAGCUUAGUGGAUGCCGGUUCUUGUGGUCUUUGCGACGUCCACCACCUAAAGGCCGUCUUGAGUAUCCAAGCGAGUAUGAAAAUCUUAAUGAAGUCCUGCCAGAAGGGUUCUUAAAACGAAUAGCAGACACUGGAAAGGUGAUUGGAUGGGCGCCACAAGCACAAGUUUUAGCCCACACUGCAGUAGGAGGCUUUGUGACACACUGUGGAUGGAAUUCAGUGUUGGAAAGUGUUUGGUUUGGGGUGCCAAUGGCCGUAUGGCCGAUGUAUGCUGAGCAGCAUAUGAAUGCAUUUUUUGCAGUGAAAGAUUUAGGCAUAGCGGUGGAGAUUAAAAUGGAUUACAUGAAAAACAGCAGUCAAGUUAUGGUGAAAGCAGCUGAAAUUGAGAAAGGAAUUAGACAACUAAUGGAACCAGAGGGCAAAAUCAGAAAAAGAGUGAGAGAAUUGAAGGAGAAAGCAAGAACUAGCUUAAUCAAGGGUGGCUCGUCUUAUAUUUCCUUGGAAAGUUUGCUUCAGCAUUUGUCUUGUUUCAGCUGAUUAAACAGAAACAAUAUGAGGAUUUUGGGAGAAGGUUAUUGUGUAAGGAUUAUUUACAGUCCAAUUGAGCAGUUCAGUGUGAUUACUGAUGGAAUUACUUAUUUGGAAGUGUUUCUAGUGCGAUCUAUAUUCUGUUAUCCAUCCAUAUCUAUAUCCUCACAGAAAAAAAUGGUGAAUAGUAGUUAGUAACAGUGAAUCAUGGUCUCUCAUUUUGACACCUUGAGUGGUUUUGCCCUUUUAUUACUAACUGAUAGGAAUUGCAAAGACUGGAUUUUAAAUCUCAUUAGCUUGUUUUCCUUUAUGUAUUUGUUUUGUUAUGAAACAAUUAAAUAGGAAUGAAUGUCCAUUAAAGUU
Molecule: messenger RNA, 1853 nt
Organism: Coffea eugenioides
Lineage: Eukaryota; Viridiplantae; Streptophyta; Magnoliopsida; Gentianales; Rubiaceae
Product: anthocyanidin 3-O-glucosyltransferase 2-like
Exons: 1
Coding region: 90-1499 (469 amino acids)
Molecular function (GO): UDP-glycosyltransferase activity
Source: RefSeq, a predicted model, not a curated record